This is a messenger RNA of Triticum dicoccoides, 653 nucleotides long. RefSeq lists its product as uncharacterized. NCBI's taxonomy places the organism in Eukaryota, Viridiplantae, Streptophyta, Magnoliopsida, Poales, Poaceae. The transcript has a single exon. The coding region runs from base 104 to 439 and encodes 111 amino acids. The record is from RefSeq and is a predicted model, not a curated record.
UACCUCUCCGCUGCCUGUCCUCACAGAACACAGCCCUGUCUGUCACCCACCCCAUCAUCCUAAAAAGAAAAAAAGGAAAAAAAAAGUCACACACCCCAUCGAGAUGGCGGACAGGGAGGCCCCACCUGGGUCCGGAAUCGGGGCGAAGCGGAGAUGCAGGGACGCCGUCGCCGCGGCGGGCCUACCCGACCCGGCCGCAGCCGCUGGCGGCGGCAACAGGCUCCUGGCCGGGUACCUCGCGCACGAAUUCCUUGCGCGUGGCACGGUCCUGGGUGAAAGGCGCGCGCCCGGCGGGCAAGACACGGGCUCGGAGGCGAGUCAGGGCCGGGGGCAGGCCGCGCGGUACGAGGCCGUGGCAGCGCUGGUGCAGGUCGGCGGCGCCUACGUUCCCGGGGUGGUGAACCCCGCGCAGCUCGCCGCGUGGGCGACGACACGGUGAGGAGGCCGCGGGGAAGGCGCACAUGUGUGUAAGUGUAGCUAAGUCCCUGCUGAUCAUCCACCCGCAAAAAAAAAAAAGUCCCUGCUGAUCAUCCGGAGUCCCAUUAGUUGGAGCAUAUGCUGACGAUGUAGGUUGGAUGAGCUUGAGAUCUGUACAGCUAUGUUCUCAAUGAUACCAUACGGUAGUAAUACAUAUGGUAGUAAUAUUGCCUUGC